UAUUGAAGGACUACUAGGCAAUUUUUGUAAGUAUUGGCAGUAGAUCGAAACUUAAGAUGAAGUGAGGGACUGUAAAUGAAAUAAUGUACAAGUAUUAAUCAAACAGUGAUUGGUCAGAUUCAACGGUGAUGAGUGGUGAGAGUGCAUAAUUUGAUUGUCCGCCCUCAUGUACACUAAAACUUGUUCCCGUUCAUUAUCAGUGGUGGUUCUGAAAGGCCUGUUUGGUGGGAACGGACUUACCAAUGUUGUAAGAAAGACAACAUCAUCAUCAUCAUCAUCGUCGUUGUCGUCGUACGAAAUAGUUGCCCCACCCUCUAAAAAUACUGCUGCUCAGCAACAGCGCAACUGCUCAUCUUCCCCAGGUCUAUUAAAAAAAGUAAAAGAAAUGACAGGUGACAGUAGCAAGCCCAUUAUUACUCGUGUUCUUUUUUGUGGUCCACAUUUCCCUGCUUCUCAUAACUAUACAAUAGAGUAUUUGCAAAGCCAUCCAUUCAUUCAGGUUGAUGUUGUCCCCUUAGAUGAUGUCCGAGAAGUUAUCGGGAACUAUGAUAUUUGUGUUGUCAAAAGUCUGAGGUUAAAUGCAGAUAUCAUCUCUAGAGCUAAUAAAAUGAAGCUUAUUAUGCAAUUUGGAGUUGGCCUCGAAGGUGUUGACAUAAAUGCUGCUACAAAACAUGGAAUUAAGGUUGCCAAGAUCCCAAGUGAUGGCACUGGAAAUGCAACUUCAUGUGCUGAAAUGUCCAUUUAUCUUAUGUUGGGACUCCUCCGUAAGCAAUAUGAAAUGCAAGUUGCUGUGAGGCAGAAACUACUUGGGGAUCCAAUUGGUGACACGUUGCUGGGAAAAACGGUAUUCAUCAUGGGAUUUGGGAAUAUCGGAAUCCACUUAGCAAAGCGCUUGCGGCCCUUUGGUGUGAAAAUUCUUGCUACUAAAAGGAAUUGGCCUUCAGAUUCUCAGAGCUCAUACAAGUCUGACGUGUCAAACAGUCCCCAUGAUGAUGAUCUUGUGGAUGAGAAGGGUGGUCAUCAAGAUAUUCUAAAAUUUGCAAGCCGUGCUGACAUUGUUGUUUGUUGUUUGUCAAUGAACAGUGAAACGGCUGGCAUUAUAAACAAGGAUUUUAUAUCGUCCAUGAGAAAGGGUGGCUUACUUAUAAAUAUAGCACGAGGCGGGCUGUUGGAUUACAAUGCGGUACUCGAUAAUCUGAAAUCAAGUCACUUGGGAGGGCUAGGAAUUGAUGUUGCAUGGACUGAACCAUUUGAUCCCGAUGACCCAAUUUUGAAGUUCCCAAAUGUUAUAAUCACACCUCAUGUUGCUGGAGUUACUGAAAAUUCCUAUAGAUUCAUGGCCAAGGUUGUAGGAGAUGUUGCCAUUCAACUCCAUACAGGCGCAUGUUUAACUGGAGUAGAAAUUGUCAAUUGAUCAGCUAUAUACUACGGAGGACCCGCAUUUUUCAAAUAGCAUAUCAUCAAAUAUGACAAGUAUUAACUGGAACUCUGGCCGGCCACUGUGAAAAAGGUAGAUGCAUUUAUUUAUGUCACAAGUCAAUUGUGAGGUUAUUGAAAAAACAGAAACUAGUACUAGAACUUGUAUUACAGAACUUGUUCACAUCAUAAUAAUAAUAAUACGGCACCAUGAAUUGGGAACAAUAAA
Messenger RNA from Erythranthe guttata (spotted monkey flower), 1645 nucleotides. RefSeq names its product D-isomer specific 2-hydroxyacid dehydrogenase family protein. NCBI's taxonomy places the organism in Eukaryota, Viridiplantae, Streptophyta, Magnoliopsida, Lamiales, Phrymaceae. Gene Ontology annotation, molecular function: NAD binding; phosphoglycerate dehydrogenase activity. The record is from RefSeq and is a predicted model, not a curated record.